AUUAGCUGCGGCCUAAUCACUCUCCCAUAGUGCUCUUGUCCCUUUGCUAUUCAACCAGGGUAUUUUUAGCCCUGAAACAACUGGGCUCCUAAAAAAGGGUUAGAGGAACACUGCUAUGUAAGGUAUCCUGCCUGCUCUCUCUCUCAUCCUAUUACCAGCACAAUCCAUCAGCCACUCUUUGUCUCAGCUCAGGAGAGAAGGCAGAGAGUCAAGGGUUUGCUGAAGAAAGCUGAAUUUUCAGAAGAAGGACAUAGUUUUCUGAAAGCUAGUGAAGCUGCAUGAAGAGCCAGAGUUUCUUUUUGGAAAGGUCUUAGUCACUAGUAUAGACCAUGCAGACCACCUGGAUCCUGCUGCUUGCCUCUCUGGGUCUCUCUACCCUGGCUGGUGCUGAGAAAGGCCUCGAAUUCCCACGUUAUGAUGGCAAAGACCGUGUCUUGGACAUAGAUGACAAGAACUACCGCAAAUCCCUGAAGAAAUACGACAUGCUCUGCCUGUUCUACCACGCUCCUCCACCAACUGCAAAAGAGCUGCAGAAACAGUUACAAAUGACAGAACUAGUGCUCGAGUUAGCUGCUCAAGUCUUGGAGGAAAAGGAUAUUGGCUUUGGAAUGGUUGACUCCCAAAAAGAUGCUAAGGUUGCCAAGAAACUAGGUUUACAUGAGGAGGGCAGCGUCUAUGUCUUUAAGGAGGACCGUGUGAUUGAAUUUGAUGGACUGCUCUCUGCAGACACUCUUGUGGAAUUCAUUCUUGAUCUGCUGGAAGAUCCAGUUGAGAUAAUUGACAAUGCUCUGGAGUUGCGAGCUUUUAACCGUAUGGAAGAAGACAUUAAACUCAUUGGCUUCUUCAAAAGUCAGGAGUCUGAACAUUAUCUUGCUUUCCAAGAGGCAGCUGAACAGUUUCAGCCUUUUAUCAAAUUUUUUGCCACCUUUGAGAAAUCCGUGGCAAAAGAGCUGACUCUGAAGAUGAAUGAAGUGGACUUCUAUGAGCCCUUCAUGGAGGAACCAGUCACCAUUCCAGACAAACCCCAUUCAGAGGAAGAGCUGGUGGCCUUCAUAACUGAACACAGGAGACCAACUCUAAGAAAGCUCAGGGCAGAGGACAUGUUUGAGACCUGGGAGGAUGAUUUGAAUGGAAUUCACAUUGUAGCCUUUGCAGAAGAGGAGGACCCUGAUGGUUUUGAAUUCUUGGAGAUUUUGAAGGAGGUGGCCAGAGACAACACACACAAUCCAGACCUCAGUAUUGUGUGGAUCGACCCAGACAACUUCCCAUUGCUCAUUCCGUACUGGGAGAAGACCUUCAAGAUUGACCUCUUUAGACCACAGAUUGGCAUAGUAAAUGUUACAGAUGCGGACAGUGUCUGGUUGGACAUACCUGAUGAUGAUGAGCUGCCUUCACCUGAAGAGCUGGAAAACUGGAUAGAAGAUGUGCUCUCUGGAACAGUCAACACAGAGGAUGAUGAUGAUGAUGAUGAUGAUGAUGACGAUGAUGAUGAUGACGACGACGACAAUGAUGAUGAUGACGAUGACAAUGAUGAUGACGAUGACAAUGAUGAUGACGACGAUGAUGAUGACGAUGAUGAAUGAUUCAUAUACUGUGAACCUCAAAUCUGCUGAGAUAAUUUUGUCUUUUACAGUAAAAUCAUUUUGUACAUCAGUGGAUAAACUGCAGUGUUCUUAAUGUUAAAUUGAAAUGAUACAAGUGAAAAAUGUCUCUUAUUUAUAGAUGAAAAUCAUUUAUUUUAAUCAGCUCUAAACUGGAAAUUGAUAAAGGGAUUCAAAUAAAAAUUAAGAAAGUG
Megalobrama amblycephala (Wuchang bream) is the source of this 1795-nucleotide messenger RNA. It is a transcript of the gene casq2, whose product is annotated as calsequestrin 2. Bases 330 to 1583 code for a protein of 417 amino acids. Gene Ontology annotation, biological process: regulation of cardiac muscle contraction by regulation of the release of sequestered calcium ion. The transcript is spliced from 12 exons. The record is from RefSeq and is a predicted model, not a curated record. Gene Ontology annotation, cellular component: sarcoplasmic reticulum lumen. Gene Ontology annotation, molecular function: calcium ion binding. NCBI's taxonomy places the organism in Eukaryota, Metazoa, Chordata, Actinopteri, Cypriniformes, Xenocyprididae.